Messenger RNA from Salmo salar (Atlantic salmon), 3495 nucleotides. The record is from RefSeq and is a predicted model, not a curated record. Lineage: Eukaryota; Metazoa; Chordata; Actinopteri; Salmoniformes; Salmonidae.
ACAUUCUUGCACUCCUGCUCAGAAAAAUAAUCCAUGGAGGCUCUAAGACUAGAAGCUGGAGGAUUAGGGUCCCUCUCAGGGGGUUCCACCCUGCUCAAGGCCCUUCUCCCUGGGGCAGAGGGCUUCGUCCUUCCCCCUGGAGAUCCAGAGCUGUGCCGGGAGCAUGGAGAGAAGUUUAUCUAGUUCUGUGUGGAUGACCUGGAGCCAGUGUGCAGUCAGUGUGGACUGACUGAGACCCACGAGGGGCACAGAGUCUACCCCAUAACGGAGGCUGUACCUGACUGUAAGGUCUGCUGGACGGAGAAAGAGGGUCUGUGGCUUAAUAUUGUCGUGAAAGAAGAGGAGGAAGAGGAGAACGUCACAGUGAAAGGAGAUUCAGAAGCGCUCAGAGUGAAAGAGAAGGAGGAGGAGAAAGAGGGGGAUGUCGUUUUUGGAGUGAAGGAGCAGGGGGAGGUUACUGUAACAUUGGAAAAUGAGGAAGACAAAACUGGAGAUCUGAUGAACGCCGGGGGAGGUGAACUCUUCACUGGGGAAGCUGCUAGGGAAGAGCAGGAGGUUUGAGAAGGUUACACGGAUCUUUGAACACGCCUCCCAACACAACCAGAGCCAUGCCCAGCAGACAGAGAGACAGAUAAAGGAGGAGUUUGAGAAGCUGCACCAGUUCCUGAGAGAGGAAGAGGAGGCCAGGCUAGCCAGGCUGAGGGAGGAAGAGGACGAGAGGAAUAGAGUGAUGAAGGAGAAGAGGGAGAGAGUUGGAAAUGAGAUGGAGCUACUGGCUGAAACUAUCAGAGAGAUCGAGGAAGAGAUGAAGGAAGACAGGGAUGACAUCGCCUUUCUGCAGAAUUACCAGGAGACAAUAAAGAGGACGUGGCAGAGUCAUGGGGAGCCAGAGGAGGUGUGUGGUCCUCUGAUAGACGCGUCUAAACACCUGACCAACCUCCUCUACACCGUCUGGAAUGACAUGCUGCAGAUAGCCCCUUACACUCCAGUAACCCUGGACCCGACCACGUCCUGCCCGUCUCUGGUCCUCUCCCCUGGGCUAACCUCUGUCCAGCUGGGAAAGGAGAGGAUCCAGAUCCAGCCCGCUAACCCGGAGAGAUUUGACCUGAUCGACUGCACUCUGGGCUGGGAAGGAUUCAGCGCCGGCACCCACUGCUGGACAGUGGAGGUUGGAGAGAGCAGCAACUGGACAGUUGGUGUGGCCAGCCAAUCGGUGCGUAGGAGGGAGGAGUUUGAGGCGUGUCCGGAGGAGGGGCUAUGGACCCUCAGCCUACGGAAUGGGACGUACCGUGCCAUGACCACACCCUGUACCACCCUCCCUCUGGACUGGUCCCGCUCCUUUCACAGGAUCAAGGUGUUUCUGGACUGGGAGAAGGGUCAGGUGGAAUUCUGGGACGCGAUGAGGGACAAACUCCUGUUCACCUUCACGCACCGCUUCACAGAGACGCUGUAUCCGUACUUCGAGAGCAGCUGUUCUAAGUGCUGGCUAGUGGUGUUACCCCAGAGAGUGUGUGUGGAGGUAGAGCUAGAUCCCAUCCCUGGGGAUGACGAUGGAGACCAGAUCCCACACGACGGAUCAUCCAAGGAGGGAGAGGAUACCAAGACUAGAUCCACUGACGACAGCAAGCUGACAGAAACCGGAUCCCCUGUCGAAGACCAGAUCUCAAUGACCGGAUUACCCAAGAUCUCAACCACUGACCAGAACCACGAGACAAGAUCCCCUGACAAAACGUCAAACACCGGAUCCGCUCAAAUGAUGGGCCGGAUCCCAAAGACUAAAUCCACCAGAAAGGGAAAGGGCAAGAUCCCACACACUGGAUUCGCUGUUGAGAAGCAGAUUACCAACACCAGAUCCAAUGGAAGCUACCACAUCACGAAGGAUAGGCCGCUAGUCCAGGUCAGGAGGACAGAAUCCACUGAAUGAUCCACUGAGAGAUCCACAACCAACAACACAGAGAUCAAGUUGCCCUGCAGCCCAGCCCAGAUCAUCCAACACACAAGAGAUCACCCAACACAGACUAGAUUCCCUACCUCCACAGACUAGAUCUCCUACCUCCACAGACUAGAUCCCCUACCUCCAUAGACUAGAUCUCCUACCUCCAUGGACUAGAUUCCCUACUUCCACAGACUAGAUCCCCUACCUCCAUAGACUAGAUCUCCUACCUCCACAGACUAGAUCCCCUACCUCCACAGACUAGAUCUCCUAGAUCUGCUGUCAUUGACUAGAUCACCUAACACACUAUAUUUGAGAUCUCUUACAAGCAUUUCUGCAUAAUGUUGUAAUACACAGUGUAUUAUAGUGGAGGUAAUGUUGUAAUACACACAUUGUUGAGUGUAUUAUAGUGGAGGUAAUGUAGUAAUACACAUAUGGUUGAGUGUAUUAUAGUGGAGGUAAUGUUUAAUACACACAUGGUUGAGUGUAUUAUAGUGGAGGUAAUGUAGUAAUACACAGUGUAUUAUAGUGGAGGUAAUGUUGUAAUACACACAUUGUUGAGUGUAUUAUAGUGGAGGUAAUGUAGUAAUACACAUAUGGUUGAGUGUAUUAUAGUGGAGGUAAUGUUUAAUACACACAUGGUUGAGUGUAUUAUAGUGGAGGUAAUGUAGUAAUACACACAUGGUUGAGUGUAUUAUAGUGGAGGUAAUGUAGUAAUACACAGUGUAUUAUAGUGGAGGUAAUGUUGUAAUACACACAUUGUUGAGUGUAUUAUAGUGGAGGUAAUGUAGUAAUACACAUAUGGUUGAGUGUAUUAUAGUGGAGGUAAUGUAGUAAUACACACAUGGUUGAGUGUAUUAUAGUGGAGGCAAUGCUGUAAUACACAGUGUAUUAUAGUGGAGGUAAUGCUGUAAUACACACAUGGUUGAGUGUAUUAUAGUGGAGGUAAUACUGUAAUAUACACAUGGUUGAGUGUAUUAUAGUGGAGGUAAUGCUGUAAUACACGGUGUAUUAUAGUGGAGAUAAUGUAGUAAUACACACAUGGUUGUGGGAGUGAGGGAGCAAGGGAGGGAGCGAGGGUGGAGAGAGGGAGGAGGAAGAGAAGGACAUUGGUCAAUAGUAUCCAAAGUAGACUCGACGGACAGAAGCUGCUCUCAAAAUUGAGCAAUUAGAUCGCUUCUCCUCUCCUUCCUCACCCUCUCCUCCCUUCUUACCUUCUGCUAGCUCCACCACAAACCCCACCCCCUUCACUCUGGACACACCCACACAGUGAAGCAGCGAAUCACGGCGCAGGUUGAAGUUGAUGAGAGCUGCUUCCACACCCACCUCCAAUCAAACCAGACCAUCCAUCCCUCCAUACUAACAUUAGGUCUCUCUUGGCGGUGCGUAGAGCCACAUUGGGGAACCUCCAUCCUCCCACAGUGAGGUACAAUCCUAACCCAGCCUCCAGGCUCCAUGACCAGGGUACAGAGCUGAGGACAACCCCUAUGGAUCUCAGAGACGCAGACACAAGUAGCAUUAUUACUGGUGGAGAGAGGAGGGGAGGAGAGAGGGGGAGGGGA